This is a messenger RNA of Didymella exigua CBS 183.55, 1358 nucleotides long. RefSeq lists its product as uncharacterized. NCBI's taxonomy places the organism in Eukaryota, Fungi, Ascomycota, Dothideomycetes, Pleosporales, Didymellaceae. The coding region runs from base 272 to 1123 and encodes 283 amino acids. The record is from RefSeq and is a predicted model, not a curated record. The transcript is spliced from 2 exons.
CGACAUUGCUAGGGCGGAGACCACCAGUUUGAAUUAUCUCAAGACUCACGAGGCUAAUAUCGCCCUCUUAAACUCAGGCAAUAAGGCAAUGCAUGGGAGUAGCUUUUAGGCCCCCACACGGGUCGUCCAUUCUUUCGGGUUAGCGCGAGCUGUGCCUGACUGCAGCUUAACACAGGCUUGGGCUGAGUCCUGCUCAGCAACACCGAUACAGUAUAUUUCAUGCUAACGCCCUAUCACACAAUCAUUUCCGCAUUAUCCUUUCCGUGGUACAAUGUCUAGCCCUGGCCCUGGGAAGCACACAUCCGAUUUGUGGAAACAAGCCUAUGAAGCACUCAACGAUGACGACAAAGGUAGAGAAAGAUUACAAAAGCUCAACGCCAUAGUCAAGCAAGAACUCGGCAAAUCGAAAAUCAAACUACAAUCCGACGACGGAUAUCGCGAGCUCCUUGGAAUGAUCCAGAGGAAGCCACGCAAGUUAGAGAGCAGGAAAUCUACCGAGAAGAUUGGGACCGUCUGCAGUAGCAUGAUGAAGAUCGAGGACAUCGUUGCAACUGGUGCCAAUAUAGGAGGGCGUUAUGUCGCCAUCCCGGCGGCGGCGUUGUUCUCUGCGUUUGCUAUGAACGAGAUAUACAUGACCGAGAGAGCAGCCAUAUUCGAAGUUGCAGAGACCGUUGCAGGCUACGUUGUUCUGAACAAGAAAACCCAAGACUGGAUGGCCGUUCGAACAACCGACGAUGUCGACAUGCGCGAGCUGAAGGAGAGCCUACAAUCAGUCUUCAUAAGCUUGUACAAAGCAAUCUUCUUCGUAUCGGUACACCUUAUGCUGUCUUUUAACGGCGACUUCCAGUGGCUCAAGAACGUUGCAAAAUACUGCGACUGGGCGGGCCAACUCGAGACGUUAAACAAACGACAACAUCGCGUAUCGUUGUUCAUGCAUUCGAAAGAGUGGCAGGAAGCCAGUAAUCCGCCCAUAAAUAGAGCGCCACAUAAGCGAGAUGUGGAGAAAAUCAUGGGUCCUGGACCGCAUAAUCCACUCCAUUGGGCAGCCGCACUCGGUGUUCCUGACCAAAUCAUAUUUUUGGUAGUUACAGAAGAACGAGUACCCAAUGAAUGCGUUAAUUAAGGCCGCAAAACUGGACAGCAGCGCACUUGGCUACAAAAUAAGGGCACACGAAGAUCCUGAAGACCCUGAUAACGGUUUCCGGUAUCGAUCUCUUCAUAAAAAAUCGUGAAGCGCGUACACCGUUACACAUCGCAGCGAUCUACGAUCGCAGGUGGGCCGCAAAAAUUCUCCUCGACAGGAGCUCAAAGCUCCUCGGAACUCGGGACAAGUGGCAUCGCACUGAUUUUGUCAUCGC